Messenger RNA from Arachis duranensis, 1560 nucleotides. RefSeq lists its product as uncharacterized. The record is from RefSeq and is a predicted model, not a curated record. The coding region runs from base 1 to 1560 and encodes 519 amino acids. The transcript is spliced from 3 exons. NCBI's taxonomy places the organism in Eukaryota, Viridiplantae, Streptophyta, Magnoliopsida, Fabales, Fabaceae.
AUGGCUGGUGAGAACAGUUUUAUAGUGUUGGUUCACCACAGAGGAUCGAUUAAGAGGAAAACUCGGUCAGGUGUAAAGUUCACCGAUAAGGAUCCUCUCUGUAUUAUCGUGAGUUCUACGACGAGCUAUGAUGACCUUGCUAGGUCUGUAUUGCAGAAACUUGGUCUGGAAGGUGUUAAACGGGUUAAGAAGUUUUUCUAUCGCAUUCCAAUCACGGUGCUCCAAGAUACCGUGAAGUAUGAUUGCUUCACGAUAGGGAGUGAUGAGGACCUGCAGAAUACCAACACUUUAGCGACAGUUGCCGAUUCUAGCUCAAGUCCUGCCUUUGCAUCUUUCACAGUCCCUGCGUACGAGCCACCCGCCCCGCCUGUCGCCUCCCUUUCGUUCGCUGUUGAUCUCAACAGUAGUGUUGGCGACGAGGUUGGAACAGCAGAACUUGUACCUACCUCUGUACACUGUGCUGCACCGGCUGGGGCUGGAGAUGAAAUAUUUGAUGAUGUAGAGGACGAUGAUGUCGAGCCAGAUAUGAUUGCUGAUGAUAGUGCCGAUGAUAUCGGAGCCAGUGAGCCUGCCGGUGCCGGUGGUGGCUCUAGCUCUGGCACACAGCAGUACCCUCCACAUUUUUCAUCUUUGGACCUGGAUGCCAUGAGGCAGCCGGGGGUACCUUGCGAGGUUGCAGGAUUUGGCGCAAGAGAUGCAGAAGGGUCAGCUGGUAUGACAGAGUUCCAGGUUGGUCAGCAAUUUCAGGAUAAGGAGGAUGCCCUGUUAAGUGUGAAGAUUUACAUCAUCCGCCAAGGUGUACAGUACAAGGUUGUGGAGUCUGAUUAUCGCUGUUACGUUGGCAAGUGUUCUGAGUUCAGGAAUGGGUGCACAUGGUUGAUUCGGCCGAGUCUCCGGCAGCGCAAGGGCAUAUGGGAGGUCAAACGGUACAAUGGACCGCAUACUUGUCUCGCUAGCUCUAUCUCCAGUGAUCACAGGAGUUUGGAUUAUCAUGUGAUAUCGGCAUUCAUUAUGCCAAUGGUUAGAGCUGAUGCAUUCGUUAGCAUCAAGGUGCUUCUAAAUGCGACUGCCUCGCACUAUGGGUUCAGGCUGACCUACAAGAGGGACUGGAUGGCGAAGCAGAAGGCUGUUGCGCUCAUUUAUGGUGACUGGGAUGAGUCUUACAACAAGCUCCCAAGGUGGGUGUUAGGAGUGCAGGUGAUGAUGCCUGAUUCUAUUGCAGUUCUUCGGACUAACCCUGUUCGAGUUGGGGGACAGCUGGACGAAUUUAAGGCAUACUUUUCACAGACUGUUUUGGACUUUCCCACCGUGUAUCGAGGCAUUUCGUCAUUGCAAGCCGACGGGAACUCCAACAUACUCCCCGUUGCAUUCGCAUUAGUUGAGGGUGAGAAUGCUGAGUCUUGGUCAUUCUUUCUCUCCCACCUCCGUCAGCACGUUACACCACAGCCGGGUCUGCUCGUUAUCUCUGACAGGCAUAACGGCAUCAAGGCCCCCCUUGAGGCUCCGACGGGGGCUGGCUACCUCUGGCUGCAUACCAAACUUUCUGCAUUCGUCACGUAG